Molecule: messenger RNA, 993 nt
Organism: Cuscuta epithymum
Lineage: Eukaryota; Viridiplantae; Streptophyta; Magnoliopsida; Solanales; Convolvulaceae
Source: the annotation of a GenBank genome assembly
AACAGGGUAGAAUCUUUGCAGGUGUUUCCAAAAGGUGUAGGUUUGACCGAAUUAUUGGUUGAAGUGGUUCAACAUAUUUGCCAAAUAUGUUCAGUAUUUGCAAAAAGAAAAAAAUAUGUAUCUGGACAUAUUUGCCAAAUAUGUCAGUCUUCCUAUUGGUCAAGAGGGGUGGGUGCGGAUCGCCAUCUUGGAUCGUGAAGCGAAGGGCUUGGAUCGCAUUAAAAUAAGAUAUUCCCAACAUAUUUGCCAAAUAUGUCGGUCUUCCUAUUGGUCAAAAAUAUGGGGCGCAGAUCGCCAUCUGGGAUCGCCAGCUGAAGGGUGUGGAUUGAUUCGAUCUAUUUGAGCAGAUUUACGAAUCUGUUGUAAUAAAUUAAUAUAUUUCUCAACAUAUUUGGUGACUAUGUCCGUGCUCCUAUUGGUCAGAAUAAGGUGGUUCGGAUUGCCAAUUACUCAACAUGUUUGCCAAACCUGCUCUAUAAAAUCCACCACAAACCUCACCUCACAACCCCAUCUCACGGUUCCAAUCUGUCUUCUAACUUCUCCAAAUUUUGGCCAUCUCCUUCAUCUUAACCCAAGUUUUCAUGGCUACACAAAGAGAGCACCCCCAUCCCGGGCCCAUAAAACGUUCUGUAUUGGUAAUGAAACCUGGAGAACAUCGUGCCGAUAAUGUGUGGAAAACUGAAGAGUCGAGAGACCUAAAAUUGAGGUGCAUUACUUACCCCAAAUCCGCCAAAGACGAUGGCGAACGUGAUCCUAGAGUCGUACAGCUGCUGAGGGCAUCAGGCUUUCAAGGAGCUGAACGAGUAGUACAAAUCAAAAUUGAUCACGGUCUUAUCACUGCAUUGGUUGAGAGGUGGAGACCAGAAACACAUUCUUUCCAUUUACCUUUUGGCGAGGUCGGCAUUACCUUGCAAGAUGUACAGGUGCUGCUGGGGUUACCGAUUGAUGGUCUCCCACUUACUGGUCCGACGGCACAUAGUAAGACUGAAUGGG